Papilio polytes (common Mormon) is the source of this 1367-nucleotide messenger RNA. It is a transcript of the gene Cox11, whose product is annotated as cytochrome c oxidase assembly protein COX11, mitochondrial. The record is from RefSeq and is a predicted model, not a curated record. The coding region runs from base 490 to 1194 and encodes 234 amino acids. The transcript is spliced from 4 exons. Lineage: Eukaryota; Metazoa; Arthropoda; Insecta; Lepidoptera; Papilionidae. Gene Ontology annotation, cellular component: mitochondrial inner membrane. Gene Ontology annotation, molecular function: copper ion binding.
UGAAAAAUGCGACAAAUGUAAUUUUUUUGGUCGCUGAUAAAAGACUACCUAGAAUUUUUUGUGGAUGUGAAAGUCAGCCCUAUUGUCACCUUUUUUAUUUAUUGACUUUAGAUCAACAAGUAUCGUAAAGACUAUACUAGGACUUAAAUCGACUGGAUCAACUAAACUGAGAUGUGAAAGGGUUCACUGAUUUACUUAAAUCGUGAUCUGAUCUGCAAGUCGCCAAUUUUAGUUGAGUCGAUGAUCUACGGUGGACGUAUUAUGUGAUGCGUAUUAUCAAUCGUUAUCAAACAAAUGUUUCCUUUGUUUUUUUUUUAAUCUUUACUCUUAUUUUUUUUAAUUCGUAUUGGAUUUUGGACGAAUUACAUAACCAUAUGAUUUUGACAUUUAAUGUCAGAAUUACAAGAAUUUGACAGCAGCCAUGGUUUGGUUAUGAGGAAAAUCUUUAUUAUUUUGAAAUAUAAAUGAUUAAAUGAAAAGUUUUAUAAGAUGAAUCGACUACUUUGUAUGAAUAAGUGUUUUUAUAAUUUAAGACAAAACCGAGUCGUUUCCUUGGCGCCGAGUUUACUGAAUGCGGCGAAAGUUAUACCCAAUGUUUGUGUUAGUCGUGGAAUGAGUAAUGAAAGGAAAAAAAUAAAAUCGACACUUAAUUAUAUGAUAGCGCUCGGUAUAGCCACUGUGGGCUUAAGUUACGCUGCAGUGCCGCUUUAUAGAAUAUUUUGUCAGGCAUACAGUUACGGUGGCACAACAGGGCAAGCGGAGCCCGCUGAGGCAGUCAGCAACAUGAAGGCAGUGCGGGAGCGGCCAAUUAAAGUGCGCUUCAAUGCUGAUGUUGCCUCUUCUAUGCAGUGGAAUUUUAAGCCACAACAAAAUGACAUAAUGGUGCUGCCAGGAGAGACAGCGCUGGCAUUCUAUACAGCGCGCAAUCCCACAGACAAGCCUGUAGUAGGCAUCAGCACAUACAAUGUCAUACCAUUUGAUGCUGGUCAAUACUUCAACAAGAUACAGUGCUUCUGCUUUGAGGAACAGAUGUUAAAUCCACACGAACAGGUGGACAUGCCAGUAUUCUUCUACAUUGACCCAGAGUUCACAGAGGACCCCAAGAUGGAGUAUGUUGAGGAAAUAGUGCUCUCUUACACAUUCUUUGAGGCUAAGGAAGGUGUCAAGCUGCCUGUGCCUACUUUUGUAAAGUGAAACAGUUGUACAAGAUAUAGUAAAUUCAAGACUAUGACAGUGAAAGUUUAGUUAAUUUGUGCAGUAUUUCAGAAAUAGGUUAUUUUAAGGCACAAACAAUGAACUAAGGACUUAAAACUUUUGUUUCAAUUUUUGUUGUAAUUGAAAAUUAAAUAAAAAUCUAUGUUUUUUAA